GCUUAGCAACCGGGAGGCUUACCUUUGGAAGCUUGUUGCAGCUCUAGCCAAGGUCCUGCCCUCUUCCCGCCCCGCCCCUAGGGUCCAGCUCCCUUCACCUAGGAGCUGCCAAACAUCUGGAUCAACCUGGGCACUACGAGGGGUUGAAUUUCUACCAUUAUCGCGCCUUUUGAUAUUUUUUUCCAGACCUCCUGCUCACAUCCGUAAAGCCCACUGAUUCUUUUACUACACUUUUUAUGAGAACAAGACAUUUUCUAGGAAGAUGGUGGCAGAAAAAGAGACCCUGAGCUUAAACAAAUGCCCAGACAAGAUGCCGAAGAGGACCAAGCUGCUGGCACAACAGCCGCUCCCGGUGCACCAGCCUCACUCUCUGGUUUCUGAGGGUUUCACAGUCAAAGCCAUGAUGAAAAACUCAGUCGUGAGAGGCCCUCCAGCUGCAGGGGCAUUUAAAGAAAGACCAACCAAGCCCACAGCAUUUCGAAAAUUCUAUGAGCGAGGUGACUUCCCAAUUGCCCUUGAGCAUGAUUCGAAAGGAAACAAAAUCGCCUGGAAGGUAGAAAUUGAGAAGCUGGAUUACCAUCAUUAUCUGCCUCUGUUUUUUGAUGGGCUUUGUGAAAUGACAUUUCCCUAUGAGUUUUUUGCUCGGCAAGGAAUCCACGACAUGCUGGAACACGGUGGGAACAAGAUCCUACCUGUCCUUCCACAGCUCAUUAUCCCGAUAAAAAAUGCCUUGAACCUCCGAAACCGACAGGUCAUCUGUGUCACUCUCAAGGUCCUCCAGCAUCUGGUUGUGUCAGCUGAGAUGGUGGGCAAGGCCUUGGUGCCUUAUUACCGUCAAAUCCUCCCUGUCCUGAACAUCUUUAAGAAUAUGAAUGACAUGUGGGAAGUGACCCUUGCAUAGAGACUCGGAAAAACUCUGAAAACAGAACACAUAAAGCUUUAGGAUAUUUUCAAUGACCCAUUCCUGUUCUUUCCUUUACUUGAAAAAGUUCAGAAAGUCCAGGUCUAGGUCACAUUCUAAGAGAGCUCACCCAGAGUGGACUCUGCUUAACCAAAGCCUUCAAGGGGCUCUUUCAGGCAUGAGCAGGAAAAUACAUCCACAAGAGUCCCCGCUGCAUGCAGAUCCCAGGGCCAUCUGCUGUGCUCUCAGAGAUGCUCAUUGUUGUCAUUUAACUGCGAGGGCCACAGAGGGGACAACUGCAGAUUCCUGCUCUACAGCUAGACUCCUGGGGCCCAAUACAGGCCACAGCUCUUCGCAGCCAUGAGAUAUGCGAGCACGCUGCCUAACUCAUCUGUACCACCAUGUUCUCGUCUGUGAAACUUGGGUAUUAACAGUACUUACCUCAUGGGUUUGUUUCAAGGAUUGAGUCAAUAUUAGCAAAGCAUUCAGGACACCACCUGGCACCCAGUGAGUGUGACGUAAAUAGUAAAGAAAUUGGCUUUUCCUGGCACGAUGAUCAAGUGAUUGGUGCCCAGCAGCUCUAAGCAAACUGUCUUUGAAGGGAGAGAAGAAGCCCCAGCAGAGAUUGUUCAGAACAGCUCAACGUCAUGCAGGAGUUGCUCAGCUACACCCAUCUCGGGAUGAUGGAGACUCCAAGUGUUACGUAUUUUGCAAGCUUCAUAAAUCUGACCAGAUAUAGACAGGAGAUUGUAACCUGUGCUUUUUGUUUAUGAAUCUUGUAUUGAGUUGUUGAAGAUGGUUAGGACAAUUUAAUGUUGCAUAAAAACCACUUCUUGUAACAUCUUAAUAGUGAGAAUAGGAGGGUCAAGGCAAGAAAAGUGCUGAGAAAACAAUCCCCCCAAAAAGUUUCUCUCUUAAUUUCAACAUCAUUUUAUGUAUUUUUGUUGUUGUUGUUGUUGGUUUGUUUUAUAGCUUUAAAUGUUAGGAUUACAUUUUGGGGCUUAUUAUUCAAAUCAAAUAUCUGGCACCAUUCAUUUUCUGCUUCCACAUUUGAAAGACCAAAUGUUCAUCAUUUCUGGUGUCGGUUCAGCCUCUGGCCUCCUUUCUAAGACACAUUUUGUAGAGUAUUAGUUUUCCCAUUCAUAGCACGAGAAAAAUAAUACAUUCCUUUUUUAUAAUAGAAAUGUGAUUUGAGGUUGCUUACAGAGUAGGUAGAGGUUUAGGGGGAAAGGCUGUGUUUUGUGUGGCUCUAGGAUGAAUUAUAUGAAAUAAGAUAAGAGGGAAAGCUAUAGUGGGUCACUUGAAUACUGACCUAGUAUUCAACUGUUUUUGAAAAGAAGUUCUGCUCUGCUGUAACUCCUGCUGGCCUUCCAGAAGCAUCAGCUGUGUCACACCACAAGUCUUAAAGGAUCUCCCUUGUUUCCACUGCACAUCUGCCCCCAUGAAUAAACUAAGUGGGCAACAUGGUCAUGGUUAUGUGUUCUUAGCUACUCUGUCCUCAGUGUGUGAAAUGCCCACCUUUAGGGGCGCUGUUGGGGUGAGGCAUUUUAGCUCCCAAAGGAUCCUAUUAGAGUUUGAAGGCCCUGAGACCAGACAGCCACACUGCACAGAGGGGCAGCCUGGACCCACGGGACAUGAGAUGAGUUAAUCCACAGUUAGCCAAGAGGUUACCGCAGAGGUAGAUAUUCACUUAUUCAAAAUUUAAGUGCCUACUAUGUGCAAGGCAGAAAUCUGCGUCUACUUUCUCCUCAUCAGCAAAAGUAGUUCUACUUUUGUUUUUGGUUUUUCUUUUUAAGAAAAAAAAAAUACUGUGGACUUCUGUAUAAUACUCAUUUUAGCCAAAGAAUUCUGCAACUGAAGAGUUUGAGUCAGUCUCCAUGGCAUCCCUGGAUGAGUUCUGGUCAUGAAGGAGCUCAAAUGAUCCUUGUCAGCCGGGGGAAUAAGCUAGACCCAGGCCCUCCCAUGCCUGGCCUCAUUCCUUUUUCAAGGGAACAAUGCCAUACCUCACUAGACCCUAGCUAUACAUUCCUCCAGCCAAAUGCCAGGAAGCAUCUGACCAUGAGACUUUAAGAGCAAAAUGUUGCUUAAAGAAAAAAAUGGGAGCUGUUCUAAAUUCAAGAGCUAAUAGAUAUACUCUUCCAUUUUCUAUGGUCAAAGUCAUAACAUAACAACAUCACUACAAAUUUAAGAAAUAGCUACAGUUAAUUCAGUAGAUAUUGUAGUGAAUGAAUGCCUGAAAUAUGGUUUGAGGGUCACAUAUUUAACCUCAUCAAACCUCAAUUUAUUCAUCAAAAAAUAGAAGUGAUCAUUAUUUUGUUGUGAAGAACAAAUAUUAUAAAGGACCUUAUAAACCAUAAAGCAUUAUACAUAGUUUAUCCUUCUCUUUUCCAUUCCUUAAGCAGGACUGUCAGUGCAAUUGCCUUAUAUUUUAGUGCUAUGGAGUACCCUUAUCUUUUUGCUAAAUAUUACAAAUCCUUUUGCUUACAAAUUAGUCUGUCACUUCUAUUCGAUGGAUUAUCUGUCUACCUCGGGGCUUCUGUGAUGCACAGAGUCAUGGGCUCACUCUCUUUGGCUCAUCUUGUAGGUUUGCAAUCACUCUUACAACUGUCACUUCCAGCCGAUCCAGGACUGCUGCGGCCUCUCUGCUCUGAAAUACACCUAGUAUGUGAAUUUCACAUCACUUCUCAGUCAUAAAACAGACCCAUCAGAAGCUCAUUUUCCUAAGUUUAUUUUAAAUUUAUAGAGCAUUCAUUUCAUCCUUCUCGGUAAUCUUUUUUUUUUUUUUUUUUUUGAGACAGAGUCUCCGUCUGUCACCCAAGCUGGAGUGCAGUGGCACGAUCUCAGCUCACUGCAAGCUCCGCCUCCUGGGUUCACACCAUUCUGCCUCAGCCUCCCGAGUAGCUGGGACCACAGGUACCCGCCACCAUGCCUGGCUAAUUUUUUGUAUUUUUAGUAGACACGGGGUUUCACCAUGUUAGCCAGGAUGGUCUCAAUCUCCUAACCUUGUGAUCUGCCUGCCUCGGCCUCCCAAAGUGCUGGGAUUACAGGUGUGAGCCACCACGCCUGGCCGGUGAUCUUUUUCUCUUUCUCUUUUUUCUUUUCACUUGCUGCUAUUCUAUACAUGCGGAGGAGUUUUUGGAAGGAAAAGAGGGCGCCUUAUUAAUGGUCAUUUUCUACUAAUGGUGAUUUUGAUACUAUUAGAUACCUACUAUGGGCAUUGAAAUUGGUCUCUAGUUCCAUUGAGAAGAGUAGAAAAAUUUCUAGUAUAAGUACAUUCAUAAUGUUUAGAUAAUAUCUUGAGAAAAAAAUAGACAAAUUCACAAGUUCUUCUUUGACUUGAUAGAUUUCUGAGUUCUCAUGUGUUUGUCCAUCUUCAUUCUGCUUUAACGCAUUUACACACACACACACACACUUCCUUUUCUAUUUGUUCAGCUUUACUGAGAUGUAAUUGUGCUAUAGUUGGUUUGUGUGACCCCUCCGAAUCGCUUGUUGAAAUUUGAUCCCCACUGUUAGAGGUGGAGCCUACCGGGCGGUGUUUGGGUGGUACAGGCAGAUCCCUCGCGAAUGGCUUGGUGCCCUGCCCAUGGUAAUGGGUGAGUUCUCACCCUGCUGUUCCCACAAGAGCUGUUUGUUUAAAAAAGCCUGGCACCUCCCCCUCGCUCUCUCGCUUCCUCUCUUGCCACAUGAUCCCUUCGCAACAGCUCCCCUUCGACUUCCACUGUGACCAGAUGCAGCCCCAGAAGUAGACACUGGUGCCACGCUUCCUGUGUAGCCUGCAGAAUCGGAAGACAAAAAACCCCUUUCCUUCAUAAAUUACCCAACCCCAGGUAUUAUUUUAUAGCAACACAAGUGGACUAAGACAAAUUGGUAUAUGAAAACCACACAUAAUUAAUGUGUACAAUUUGGUGAGUUUGGAGGUAUACAUACAUUUAUGUUACCAUCACCACAACAAGGAGACAGACACAUCCAUCAUCUCCAGAAGUUUCCUUUUGCGUGUCUGUGUGAGGGAAGAAAACUUAACAUAAGACUACUGAUACAGCUCCGAAGACUGGAGAAACACCAGGGUCCUUUGUCUCAUGCCAAUGCUAUUAACGACAAGGACACCCGUGGAGUGGUUUUAAGGAGCGGAGAGUUUAACAGGCAAGAAACAAGAAAGAAGAAAACAGCUCCCCGGUACAGAAGGAGCUGGGCUCCUAACGGAGAAAAACCCCGUGUGCCCAGGAAAAACAGUUGUUUAUACCUGGAGGCUGGAGGAGGCGGUGUCUGAUUUGCUUAGGGCCCAGGGGAUUGGCUUGACCAGGUGUGUCAUUCACAUAGCCAACCUGGUCCUCCCACCCUAGCCUUUUAAUAUGCAAAUGCGGGUCGGCAUGAUGUCCUGCACACGUGGUGUUAUUUGGAGGCAGCCAUGACAGCUGUGGUGACAAGGAGAAGAGGGCGGGAACCGCCAUGUCGGGUGGACCUGGUUUUUAGCUGCUGGCAUUUACAUAUCAAUGUUGCCAGCCUGGUUUUUCAAGCUGCUUUCUGUUAGAAAGGAAAUGGUUUGGGGGGUCGCUUUUUAUUAUAGGAAAAUUCCACCAAGAACUCUCACCCUUUCUAGCUGCCUAAAAAUUAUUUCUUAAUAACUCCUAUAUUACUACCCUCCUAACAGAAUUUUAAGUGCACAAUACCUUAUCGUUAACUCUAGGCACCGUGUUGUACAGGAGAUCUCUGGAACUUAUCUUGUGUAACUGUAAUUUGAUAAUCCAUUGAACAGCAACUCUGCAUAUGCCCCCUCUCCAUCCGCUAGUAACCAGCGUUCUAUUGUCUACUUCUGUACAUCUGACUAUUUUUAGAUGCUCCAUAUAAGAGGAAUCACUCAGUAUUUCUUCUUCUCUGACUAUUUCACCUAGCAUAAUGUCUUCCAGAUCUGUCCGUGUUGUCACAAAUGGUAGUAUUUCCUUCUUUUUAAAGCCAGGAUAGUAUUCUACUAUAUGCAUAUACCACAUUUCAUUCAUCAGUGGACAAUUGGGUUGCUUGCACAUCUUGGCCACUGUGAAGGAUGCUGCAGGGAACAUGGGAGUGCAGAUGUUUCUUCGAGAUCACAAUUUCAGUUCUUUUGGGUAUAUACCCAGCAGUAAGAUUGCCUGCUUAUAUGGUAUUCUAUUUUAAUUUUUUGAGGAACCUCCAUGCUGCUUUCCAUAGUGGCAGCAGUAUGUAUUCUUUGGAGAAAUGUCUAUUCAAGUCCUUUGCAUGUUGUAAUUGUGUUUUUUGGGAGUUUUCACUAGUGAGUUGUAGGAGCUCUUUGUAUAUUUCAGAAAUUAACUCCUUAUCACAUACAUGGUUUGCAAAUAUGUUCUCCCAUUGCAUAGGUGGCCUUUCCACUCUGUUGAUUGUUUCCUUUGCUGUGCAGAAAUUGAUGCUGGGGGAAAAAGGGGAUUUGAAGUAUAGGCCAACUUCAGAACAAUUUGACCAGGACUUGCUAAGUUUUUUUUUAAAUUAGGAAAAUACAUAGAAUGUGACUUAAAAAAAUAAUCAAUUACCUAAGACCUUGUCUACUGGGUCUUAAGUUGAAUUUCUAAAUUCUGGAGCCAACUAUGUGACCUUGGGCACGUGAACAAAAGUUAAUUCUAUAAACUAGUUUAAAUCCUGUAGGAAUAUAACAUUAUUUUAUUUUAUUUUAUU
Messenger RNA from Homo sapiens (human), 6562 nucleotides. RefSeq names its product parkin coregulated (gene PACRG). Lineage: Eukaryota; Metazoa; Chordata; Mammalia; Primates; Hominidae. Gene Ontology annotation, molecular function: ubiquitin protein ligase binding. The record is from RefSeq and is a predicted model, not a curated record. Gene Ontology annotation, cellular component: sperm midpiece; cilium; cytosol. The transcript has 5 exons. Bases 263 to 901 code for a protein of 212 amino acids. Gene Ontology annotation, biological process: flagellated sperm motility.